AUGAGUACCUAUCAACAACAAGUGUUACACCAUCAAACAUGUGGUCAUGAUAGAAAUAGUGGAAAAUUUGUGUCUUCAAUACCUUCGGCAGGUGUUGGGGGACUCUUAAAGAACGUUUUGCGCAAAGCAGUCAGGGAAUUUUUAUUUGAAAUGAGAUGGUCACCUAUCAUCUGCGGCAGCAGCCAUAAUACUUGA
This is a messenger RNA of Acanthoscelides obtectus, 195 nucleotides long. The record is from the annotation of a GenBank genome assembly. Lineage: Eukaryota; Metazoa; Arthropoda; Insecta; Coleoptera; Chrysomelidae.